AUACUGAAAUCAUCGAUUGCAAAGUCACAAAUCGAAUGAUACUGUAUUAUUCUGCUCGUUAAAAUCGUUUAAAAAAUGGUGUAUUACGCGUUAACUGCAAUUAGUUUUCUUAUAGCAAGUGUCACUUGUGACCCACUUAUCUUAACUCCAUUAAUCAAGAACAACAGAACCAGCGAAGCAUUAUCUGCAUCAAGGGUGAAUUACUCUCCUUUUGGAAAAAUCGUCAGUUAUUCAGGUUUCCUAACUGUUAACGAGAAAUUUAAUUCAAAUAUGUUCUUUUGGUUCUUCCAAUCAGAGAACGAUUACAGAAACGAUCCAGUGAUACUAUGGCUCCAAGGAGGACCAGGAGCAAGUUCUUUAAUAGCGUUGUUUGUAGAAAACGGUCCCUUUAAAAUCAGUAGCAACAACAGUGUAGAAUUUCGACAAGAAUCCUGGACCAAAAACCAUUCCGUUCUGUAUAUUGAUAAUCCUGUUGGAAGUGGAUUCAGUUUUACCAAAGAUGAUGCUGGAUUCGUUCGUGACGGAAACUCAACGGGGGCAGACAUCUACGAAGCAUUGGUGCAAUUUUUCAAACUGUUUCCUGAACUUCGGAAGAACAAGUUCUUCAUUGCCGGUGAAUCUUACGCUGGAAAGUACGUUCCUGCCAUAGGUCACGUGAUAUUGGAAAAAAAUCCCAAAGCUCAAGUCCCAAUUUAUCUCGCUGGAGUGAUAAUUGGUGACGGUUUCUGUGAUCCGGUCAACCAGAUGUACUACGACGAGUUCUUAUACCAAAUAGGACUGAUCGACCUCAACGGUAAGACACAAUUUAGAGAAGUGGAAGAGAAAAUUAUUUCCUUGAUAAAAAACGAACGGUGGCGAGAAGCCUUCGAUUCAUUUGAUCAACUUAUCAAUGGCGAUUUGAGUCCGUCAACUCUGUUUAGGAAUCUGACAGGCUUUACCAGCGUCUAUAACUACUUGGUUCCAGAUGGUACAGCAGUACUUGUCGAACUUGCUCGUGUUAGUAGAUACCUGCAAAGCCAAAACGUUCGAAAUGCACUUCAUGUAGGUAAUUCCAGUUUUAAUAUCGUCAACAGCACCGUUGAAGUGAGGCUGCUGAACGAUUACAUGAAAUCCGUUGCCCAUUGGCUGACUGAACUGCUGGAUAACGUGCAAGUUUUGAUCUACAAUGGACAAGUGGACACCAUAUUCCCAUACCCUCUUGUAGAGGAUUAUCUGAGACAGUUGACUUUCAAAGAUGUACAAUCGUACAAAAACGCAAAGAGGGAAAUAUGGCUUGUUGAUAACGAGGUGGCUGGAUAUAAAAAACGGGCGGGAAAGUUCACAGAAGCUUUGGUCAGAAAUGCCGGUCACGUAUCUAUACGAGAUCAAUCCAAAUGGGUACUGGAUCUAGUUAAGAAUUUUACGCAUUCGUAAAUCCUUAUUUUAAAUUUUAAAAUUUCUGUGUAAACUGGCAAACAAUAUUUGAGAGAACCUUAAUAAGUGUUUGUGUGUUAAAAUAGUGUUCUGAGUUGAUAAUAUUAUGUACCUGAAUCACAGGCCACACCAUCUGAAUAAAAUACUUACUGAGAAAA
This is a messenger RNA of Agrilus planipennis (emerald ash borer), 1571 nucleotides long. Its product is annotated as venom serine carboxypeptidase-like. Gene Ontology annotation, biological process: proteolysis. Bases 76 to 1413 code for a protein of 445 amino acids. The transcript is spliced from 2 exons. Gene Ontology annotation, molecular function: serine-type carboxypeptidase activity. The record is from RefSeq and is a predicted model, not a curated record. Lineage: Eukaryota; Metazoa; Arthropoda; Insecta; Coleoptera; Buprestidae.